Polypterus senegalus (gray bichir) is the source of this 1845-nucleotide messenger RNA. Its product is annotated as UPF0524 protein C3orf70 homolog B. The record is from RefSeq and is a predicted model, not a curated record. The coding region runs from base 756 to 1538 and encodes 260 amino acids. Lineage: Eukaryota; Metazoa; Chordata; Cladistia; Polypteriformes; Polypteridae. The transcript is spliced from 2 exons.
GCAGACUGUGCACCUCGGGAUAGCCAGCAGCGCGCCUCAGCAAAGCGCACAUCUGGAGAACGAGCCAGCGGAAAGUUCGCCAGGCUGUCUGCUUUUUUUUGUACAUCUGGAUUGGCAGCGACGGCGGCAAGGUCACACACUUCGGGACACUUUUCAAAAGCCACCGACUUUUCGGAGUGCUUGCUUGGCGAUGAUGCCUUUGUUUUUUCAGGGGAACAUUUGCGCUUUCCUACGGAUAUGCAAUUUUAAACGUGUGUUGCAGUUAAUCGGAGCAGGAGGAAGACGGUGCCUCUUGCAAGUGUAACUAGAGCUCGCUUCGGGCUUCCAGCGCAGUGAAACUCUCCAGGGGAGUCGGGCGAUGCCGAUGCGGUUAGAAGCUCGAGCAGUAGAAGCUUUGCAGCUGCCAAACUGACGGCACUUUCCAAGUUGCGCGGAGGGGAACAGGGAGAUCCUGGCAGCAAAGCACUCAUGGGAAGUUGGAUUUCUAAAUGAAGAAAGGAAGGAAGGGGCUUUGCCUAUUGUUGUAUGUUCUUUUACUAAUGGGAUCUUUGUAUUUUAUGCGUUGAUAUUUUUUGUUCAGGCGCUCUUUUGAGUCUGAAUCUUCGAAAGUUGUCUUUUUCGAGGGAGUUUAAACUGCACUCAGAAGGGGAAGACGGAAUACUAACCCGUUAUCUUUUUUGGUGGCCACCGAUAUCAUUGUGAAAGGGCAUUUUUUUACACUGCCUGUGAUUGUUAUCCUCUCUUCCAUCGAUGAAAUGACCGCCGCGGGAGCCCAGAAGGUGCCCAAGAGUGAGAAGCUGGAUGAGGCUCAGGCGCUGGCCAGAAGCUGCGCGGGGAGACCCGACUUCCUACCGUGUGAUGGACUGUCCAUCUGCGCCACUCAUAGCCAUGGGAAAUGCUUUAAGCUACACUGGUGCUGUCACCUGGGUUGGUGUCACUGUAAAUACGUCUAUCAGCCCAUGACCCCUGUUGGACAGCUGCCAAGCACUUGCGUUCCAGCCAAACCUGUAGAUUUCACCGAUACCAUUGAUCUCUCAUCCUCACUAAUGGAGCGUUUUUUAAAAAUGGCUUCCUUCUUUAAAGCACCAGUCUACCCAGAGUCACCCAAGUACUGCCUCAUCUCAGACCUCUUUAUUGAUGACUAUCAAGUGAAACGAAUUAAUGGGAAGAUGUGUUACGUGCAGAGGCCACCAUCCUUGCCUUCAAUUUCUCCACAGUCCCAGGCUUCGGGCGUCCGACCACCAGCCACUGAUACACCAACUUCUUCUGUGGAAGUGUCCAGCAAAAGAAGCAGCGAACAAGUGACUGUGCCCAAAAUGGACCACUGUUCCUCCCCCUCCAGCUCUGAGGAUUCAGGCAUCAAUGCCUUGGGUUUGCAUUACCUGGAAUCUUGUGAGGACGAUUCUGAGGAUGAAGAUGACCUGAGUUCUGAUGAAGACUCAAGUCCAGGAAGUAUAUGGGACCAGGAAGACUGUUCAGUCCUUUCACCUUCGAAAUCAACUGUGGAAAUCAUUGAAAAGAUUGAAACAACUGUGUGAUUGACGACAAGCAGAAUGGCUCAUUAAAGUGCUGAGUUUUUUUUAGCAAAAUGUGGCACAUGUGACAGGCAGUCACUGUGCUGCCAGGGUCGGCCUUUGUGCUGUGACAGUAUUUUUUUUUAGCUUUCCAGUUUAGAUGUUCCAGACUGGGGACACAUUAACCUGGGCAUUUUUUGCUGAUAUUUGCAAUUCAUUAUUUCACGCAUGGUAUGUUCUCACUGCAUGUCGUUUCCUAUAUCACUCUACCAUUAUAUCAAACCAAAUGUUAUGUCUUAUUGUAACUACUAUGAUAAAGUCAUUAACACAC